Messenger RNA from Sorex fumeus (smoky shrew), 1832 nucleotides. It is a transcript of the gene MAK, whose product is annotated as male germ cell associated kinase. Bases 15 to 1832 code for a protein of 605 amino acids. Gene Ontology annotation, biological process: intraciliary transport; protein phosphorylation; intracellular signal transduction. Lineage: Eukaryota; Metazoa; Chordata; Mammalia; Eulipotyphla; Soricidae. The transcript is spliced from 13 exons. Gene Ontology annotation, molecular function: ATP binding; protein serine/threonine kinase activity. The record is from RefSeq and is a predicted model, not a curated record. Gene Ontology annotation, cellular component: cytoplasm; nucleus; cilium.
ACCGCGGGCGCGGGAUGAACCGCUACACCACCAUGCGGCAGCUGGGGGACGGCACGUACGGGAGCGUGCUGAUGGGCAAGAGCAACGAGUCGGGGGAGCUGGUGGCCAUCAAGAGGAUGAAGAGAAAGUUCUACUCCUGGGAUGAGUGUAUGAAUCUGAGAGAAGUGAAGUCUCUGAAGAAACUUAAUCAUGCCAAUGUGAUUAAACUGAAAGAAGUUAUCAGAGAAAACGACCAUCUUUAUUUUAUAUUUGAGUACAUGAAAGAAAACCUCUAUCAACUAAUGAAAGACAGAAACAAGCUGUUCCCCGAGUCGGUGAUCAGGAACAUCAUGUACCAGAUCCUGCAGGGGCUGGCCUUCAUCCACAAGCACGGUUUCUUCCAUAGGGACAUGAAACCAGAAAACUUGCUGUGCAUGGGGCCAGAACUUGUGAAAAUCGCCGAUUUCGGACUCGCCAGAGAACUCCGGUCGCAGCCGCCGUACACGGAUUACGUGUCCACCAGAUGGUACCGCGCGCCCGAGGUGCUCCUGCGCUCCUCGGCCUACAGCUCCCCCAUCGACGUGUGGGCCGUGGGCAGCAUCAUGGCCGAGCUCUACACCUUCCGGCCGCUCUUCCCAGGGACCAGCGAGGUGGACGAGAUCUUCAAGAUUUGCCAAGUCCUCGGGACCCCCCGAAAAAGCGACUGGCCGGAGGGCUACCAGCUGGCGUCCUCGAUGAACUUCCGCUUCCCUCAGUGUGUCCCGAUAAACCUGAAAACGCUGAUUCCCAACGCCAGCCACGAGGCCAUCCGGCUCAUGACAGAGAUGCUGAACUGGGACCCAAAGAAGCGGCCGACCGCCAGCCAGGCUCUGAAGCACCCCUAUUUUCAAGUGGGCCAAGUGCUGGGCUCUGCCGUCCACCAUCUCGAGUCGAAACAGCCUGCGAGCAGGGCGGGGCACCCACCAGGACCCAAGGCUCCGCCCGGCGCCAAGGACCCCGUGGACCCCCUGCCCCUGCAGCCCGCCCACCUGCUGCCCCACGGCCCCGGCCAGGCCGUGCCCAAGCCGCACGCGUCACAGAAGCCGCCGUCGCCGCCGCUGCUCCCGCACAUCAUCAGAAGCCGACCAGCACCCAGGGCCACAGAAGCGGCCGGCGGCGGUGGGGCCAGGCCGUGCUCAAGUCCGGGGACAGCUGGGACCCCCCCGGAGGACGAGGACGCGGGCGCCUCCCACUCCAAGAAGCCCAGCCUGGGCGCGGGCAGGGGGCCGCGGCGGCGAGACUCGCCCUUCCGGCCUCCAGAGUCGGGCCCCCUGGGCAGCGCGGUCCGCCCGAGGGACAGCAAGGACGAGCCCCCCGCCGGGCUGCUGCAGGCGGACCCCCCGCCGGCCGCGACCCCCGCGGUCUCCACGGCCAAGCAGUACUACCUGAAGCAGUCGCGGUACCUUCCCGGUGUGAACCCCAAGAACGUGGCCCUGCUGACCAGCAGGAAGGACGUGCCCCCGGGCGCCUGGAAGGGCCGGCUGCUCCCCGAGUCGUUGGCGCCCAUCCAGGCAGAGCUGGCCCUGCGCAGGGGCGACGUAGGACACCUGAGCAGCCAUGCCCCUUACAGCCAGUCGGGAUAUGUCCCUUCCUUCCUCAAGAAAGCAGUGGGCUCGGCCGGCCAGAGGAUGCACCUGGCACCUCCCAGCGCGACGGCGUCAGAAUACGCCUGGGGCACCCAGCCCGGCCGGGUCUUCUCGGGACCCACCUGCCACCCCUCGGCCCAGAACCUGAGCCUCCUGCCCCGCGCCCCGCCCGUGUCCUCGGUGCACGGGAGGACAGACUGGAUGGCCAAGUACGGCGGCCACCGCUAG